AUGGAGUCGCCAACCAAGUCUGAAAAGCUCGUACAAGAAGACCCGCUGGAGAUCGGGCGCGAUGGCAUGCCACCCGAGAUCUGGGAAGAUAUGGUCAAGCACGAGAAGUUCAUCUACUUCUCGCUCAUGUUUCUCAACGGCUCGGUGCUCUGGGCCUACUACUCGUGUCUCAGUGCGCAAUAUUUUUACACAGUCGAGUUCCCACACUCCGGACUCGAUUUCUCGUUCCUCACGACGCUGUGCACGGCCUGGCCCAUGGUUCUCGGCCAGGGACUGCAGAUGGUCUUUGGUCUUGACAAAAAAUAUAGUCAACGCGCCCGCGUACACGUAGGCUACUGCAUCUUUAUGGUUAUGGCUAUCCUCAUCAUGGUCUUCAGCGCGAUCAACUUCUCCAAUCAAAAGACCGGCGCGAUUCUCGUGCUCGUGUGCUUCGGCUGCAUCGGCUUCGGUAAUUCGUUGUCCGAGGCCACAUACUACACGUUUGCCGCGUUGUUUCCCAUCGAGAAAUUCACGAAUGGGGUGCAGAUCGGCAACACUUGCGCCGGUAUCCUGAAUAUCACAGUGGCUACUGUGCUGCGUCUUGCUGUUGGAGGUGUGAACCAGACCAGUAGCUCCACGAAGCUAAGCUUCUAUCUGUUCUUCAGUCUCUUGGUAAUUGUCUUGAUAUGCGCCAUCCUGCUCUACCGCUACUUAGUGAGUCUACCGUCGGUUAAAUUCCUCAUGGAUCGCAACGAGAAGUCGGCCAAGGAGGAGCACCUCGCGCACCAAUCGGUGGGACGGACGCUACAGAACCUAGGGCGAAUCUUUGCUAUCAUUUGGGUUCCAGCCAUCGCACAACUCCUCAUCUUCUUCGUGUCGCUCUCGGUAUUUCCGGGUUUUGGGUGCGCAGCAUCGCGGAACCUGUUUCCGCCGUACAGCGAGGACGCUCACGACCUCACGUCAACAUGGUACUGCUCUCCGGGUAUCAUUGGCAGCUACAACUACGGCGAUUUCAUCGGUCGUAUCCUGUGUACGGCCGCAGUGUACCGCGUGGUAACCAUGGGGUGGGCGUUCGGGCUGUCUGUCGUCCGCAUCGCCUUCAUUCCGUUGCUGCUCAUGGGUGUGGCCGGCACGUCGCUCUACGCGUUCCCAUCCGGCAGUAUGGGCGCGCUGGCCUUCAACAUCGUUCUCAAUCUACUCAUUGGUAUUUCAACGGGCCUGCUUUCGACUGUCACGAUGGGCGUGGCACCUCGAAUGCUGAAGCCGGAAGACCGCGAAUCAGGCGGCGCCGUCAUGGUUUUUUUCCUGUUCCUCGGAAUCGCCACGGGCUCGACAUUUGGCUUCCUCGUCAGCGACAACGGAUGGCUUGGUUUGUAG
Messenger RNA from Phytophthora infestans T30-4, 1356 nucleotides. RefSeq names its product Equilibrative Nucleoside Transporter (ENT) Family. Gene Ontology annotation, biological process: nucleoside transmembrane transport. Gene Ontology annotation, cellular component: plasma membrane. The record is from RefSeq and is a predicted model, not a curated record. The transcript has a single exon. Lineage: Eukaryota; Oomycota; Peronosporomycetes; Peronosporales; Peronosporaceae. Bases 1 to 1356 code for a protein of 451 amino acids. Gene Ontology annotation, molecular function: nucleoside transmembrane transporter activity.